AUGUCAGGCUGGGAGGAAGAAGUGAAGGGUUCCCUUCCCAAGGUCGACGCAGCCCCCGCCGCCCCCGCUACUGAGCACCCCACGAAGCAGGCGGGAUGGGUUGAGCAAACCGCCUACGACUACGAGGAUCUCGCGAACAAGGAUGCCGAAGGCGUCACGUGGGAGAGCGCUGCUCGAGUCUACGAGUGGGAUGGCGAGGAGGGAGACCUCGGCCCGGAGCACGAGGAGCUUGAGCGCAUCCUCUUCGGUGAGCCGCACGACAGAGAGCCCCAAGGCAUUGACUUCUCCAAGGUCGCCGAGAUCGCGGUUACCCAGGAGGGCAUCAAGCGCAUCCAGAAGGUCGACACGUUCGAGGAUGCCGGUCUGCACCCGGUCAUGCUUAAGAACGUUAAGCUUGCUGGAUAUCAUGUGCCCACCCCCAUCCAGCAGUACUCGAUCCCUGCCAUCAAGAUGGGUCAUGACCUGAUUGCCAUCGCUCAGACUGGCUCUGGAAAGACUGCGGCGUACUUGGUCCCCAUCAUCAACCACCUCAUGGGGAAGGCCAAGAAGCUUGCCGCUCCCCGUCCGCCCCCUGCUGCGAUCGCGUCCGGCGAAGCUGGUCCCGUGCGAGCAGAGCCGCUUGUCGUUAUUGUCUGCCCCGCUCGCGAGCUGGCGAUACAAAUCUUCAACGAAGCACGCAAGUUCUGUUACCGCACCAUGCUUCGUCCCUCCGUCGUGUACGGAGGUGGUCCUCUGCGGGACCAGAUCGAGAACCUGCAGAAGGGCUGUGACAUCCUAAUCGCCUCGCCCGGUCGACUCAUCGACAUCAUGGAGCGCCCCCAUGUGCUGAGCCUUCGACGGGUCAAGUACAUAGUCAUCGAUGAAGCGGACGAGAUGCUGCACCAGGACUGGGAGCAAGAGUUCAAUAAGAUCCUGUGUGGUGGAGAACAAGAGGAGGGCAACGUCAAGUAUAUGCUCUUCUCGGCGACUUUCCCCACGGCCGUCCGACAGCUCGCCAAGACUCAUCUUGCGGAGUCCCACGUUCGCAUCCGAGUCGGCAGAGUCGGAAGCACCGUCAACACCAUCAAGCAGAACAUCAUCUAUGUUCAGCCAUCGAAGAAAAAGCAGGCCCUUCUAGACCUACUUUUCUCAAUCAAGCCUGCGCGCACGAUAAUUUUCGUCAACAGCAAGCGCAUGGCCGAUGAGCUUGAUGAUUUCCUCUGGCACAAGGAGCUGCCCUGCACCUCCAUGCAUUCUGACCGCACUCAGCGCGAGCGCGAGGAUUCCAUGCGCGCAUUCCGCAGUGGCAAGACUCCGCUUCUCAUCACCACUGGUGUAAGUGCUCGAGGAAUUGACGUGCGCAAUGUCAUGCAUGUGAUCAACUUCGACCUUCCGAGCAUGGAGCACAGUGGCAUUGUCGAGUACACCCACCGCAUUGGUCGUACUGGACGAAUUGGUCACCACGGGCUGGCAACGUCCUUCUACACCGACCGCGACGAGGACAUUGCGAAACUCUUGACCAUGACACUCAUCGAGAACAACCAGCCGGUCCCCGACUUCUUGGAGCAAUACAAGCCUCAAGAAGACGAGAAACUCAAGUUUGAGUAUGAUACCGACGAAGAGGACCCCGAUGCUGCAGGUGGUGGUGCCUGGGGUGAUGCCCCGGAUGGUGGUGCUGAUGAUGCCUGGGGUGCGCCUGCUGCCACCGCUGGUGGCUGGGGUGCGGAGGAUGGCGCUGAGGAUACUGCCGCGGGUGCUACCAACGGUGGUGCUACCAAUGGAUGGGGUGGCGCCGACACUGGUGGUGCGUCUGGUUGGGAUUAA
This is a messenger RNA of Anthostomella pinea, 1803 nucleotides long. Lineage: Eukaryota; Fungi; Ascomycota; Sordariomycetes; Xylariales; Xylariaceae. The record is from the annotation of a GenBank genome assembly.